Messenger RNA from Pezoporus flaviventris, 2243 nucleotides. It is a transcript of the gene CCND3, whose product is annotated as cyclin D3. Gene Ontology annotation, cellular component: nucleus; cytoplasm; cyclin-dependent protein kinase holoenzyme complex. Gene Ontology annotation, molecular function: cyclin-dependent protein serine/threonine kinase regulator activity. The transcript is spliced from 4 exons. Lineage: Eukaryota; Metazoa; Chordata; Aves; Psittaciformes; Psittacidae. Gene Ontology annotation, biological process: mitotic cell cycle phase transition; regulation of cyclin-dependent protein serine/threonine kinase activity; positive regulation of G1/S transition of mitotic cell cycle. The record is from RefSeq and is a predicted model, not a curated record. Bases 22 to 861 code for a protein of 279 amino acids.
CGUUCCCUGCCCGCCGCGCCCAUGGAGCUGCUGUGCGUGGAAGCCGUCCCCCGCGUUCCCCGCGCCGAGCACGACCCGCAGCUCCUGGGGGACCGGCGGGUGCUGCAGAACCUGCUGAGCCUGGAGGAGCGGUACAGUCCCCGCGCCUCCUACUUCCACUGCGUGCAGCGGGAGAUCAAGCCCUACAUGCGGAAGAUGCUGGCUUUCUGGAUGCUGGAGGUGUGUGAGGAGCAGAAGUGUGAAGAAGAGGUCUUCCCCUUGGCCAUGAACUACGUGGAUCGCUACCUGUCCUCAGUCCCCGUGCGCAAGAGCCACUUGCAGCUCCUGGGAGCAGUCUGCAUGCUCCUGGCCUCCAAGCUACGAGAAACCAUGCCCCUGACCGUGGAGAAGCUCUGCAUCUACACAGACAACUCCAUCACGCCUCAGCAGCUCGUGGAUUGGGAGAUUCUGGUCCUGGAGAAGCUAAAGUGGGACCUGGUCUCGGUGAUCGCCAAUGAUUUCCUGGCUUACAUCCUCUAUCGGCUCCCACUGCCGAAGGACAAGAUGGAGCUGGUGAAGAAGCACGCACAGACCUUCAUCGCCCUGUGUGCUACAGGACUGCCUGAAGGCCUGUCAGGAGCAGAUCGAGGCAGCCUUAGCCGAGAGCCUGAAGCAGGCAUCCCAAACCCCGCAGGAGCUCCGGGCCUCCAAGAGCGCCGCGUACCCGGGCAGCCAGCCCACCGGCACGCCGACAGACGUCACGGAUGUCAACCUGUGACCCCACCACCACCACCACGUCCCCAGAGCCCAGCCCCGCUGCAUCGGGCCCUGCACGCCCAAGGGUCGCUGCAUCCCCCUCCCCUUGCACCACCCGGCUGCUGAGGAUGUGCUCUGCUCGCGGGCAGUGUGGAGCUGGAUGCUGGUUCUCAGUGCUGCAGGUAGCUGGGGUGAAGCGAGCGUUGUUGGGUGAUGCCAGGGCCCAGGAGAUGUUGGGAAGGGGCAGCGGGACCCAAAAUGAAGUUGUAAAGUGUUGCUCAGUUCACGUUGCUGUUCACCACCUCCUUGGGAAGGGGGGGGGUUCACUGUGAUGAAUUCCAGCCCUGUGUGGGGCAUUGAUCAUGGAGAGCCUCCGACCCUGGAUACCUGACCUGACUCCUUGUAUCCUUCAACUCCCUCCGCAGGCUGCAGCCCCGCAUGGCUUGAGGGAGAGAACUGGGGGCUUGGAGGAGGGAGCAGGGGCUCAGUGUCCCUUGGUCCCCAUUGCUUCGUGCCAGAGGGCUCUGGCUCUUGGGGGGGUGGCGUGGCUGCUUCUGCUUGGAGGGCAAAACGUGGGGCUUGUUUCUUGUUGCUGUUAGGUUUGGGGUUUUUGGGGGGGGGGGGGGUGUCUUGCUUGGGGAGGGCAGGAGCGAAGCCCUUGCCUCGGGCAGCAGGCUCAGGUGAGGUUUGGGCCUGCUGAGGCUGCUUAAUUUAUUGUUAACUGCUGGGAAUGGGGGGGAAAGAGUUGGAGCUCCCUCUCGCAGGGCUCUGCCGCUCUCCUCUCCUUCCCCUUUGAGUGCCUUCCCCCUUCAUCCCCUUCCCGAGCUCCCUGCGCAGUGGGAGCCGCACUUGGAGGCCGGUUGGUGGUUCGGGUAGCUUAAAUCAGACUAGGGUUGAAGAAAUACAUUUGCUGCUAUAGUCUGAGCUGCAUCUCCACACCUCGGGGCCGGGAGCCGAGUAAAUCCCACAGGGAUCCCAGUGGGAAGGUGGAGAUUUUGCUGCGCACUUGAGAAGCAAUUCCUGCUUUUUGUGUAUUGUCGAUCCUGUCUGUUAGUUUGGAUAAAAAGUGUUCCUCUAAGAAAGAAAACCCAGCAAAAACUAAUGCUGCUUUCCUAAGAGAGACCCCUUCAAGACUGGAAUUGUAUUGACCAGGAGAAGCCAGAGAGACCCUUUAGGGCUGAGGCAGGCUGGUUGGUGCUGCUCCGUGGCCGCUGUCCCUGGGGGAUGUGGAAAAGGAGGUAGAACUCUUCCUAUAUGGAUGCUACUAGGAACAAAGAGUCUUUUUCCAGGUGGGAAAUGGGCUGCCAUUCCUUGGGAUGAGGAGAACCAACUCCUGCAUGCGGGGCCACGGAGCCUGUCUGUCCACAGAGAAAAUGUCCCUUUUUUUAUACAUAUAUAUAUAUAAAUGAGUUUUAAUUUAAGAGUAAAGUGGGUUUGGUGUUCACAGGCGAGAUUCCUGCUGCUGGGAGCAUCAGAGGAGUGUCUGGGAUUUGCAAUAAAGUCUUUUA